Messenger RNA from Prionailurus viverrinus (fishing cat), 6704 nucleotides. It is a transcript of the gene KLHL20, whose product is annotated as kelch like family member 20. Gene Ontology annotation, molecular function: protein binding. Lineage: Eukaryota; Metazoa; Chordata; Mammalia; Carnivora; Felidae. The transcript is spliced from 16 exons. The record is from RefSeq and is a predicted model, not a curated record. Bases 3265 to 5094 code for a protein of 609 amino acids.
AAGUUUGAGGAGAUGCAAAGCUGUAGUCAGGAUGAUGACAGGGGUCCAGCAGUGGUGUCAUCUGGCCAGCCCUGAAUUGUAGGAUGACUCAGCUGAUCUAGACCCUGUCUCCACUUUUCGUCUCUUCAGGGAUGUGAACUUGGGCAUACAGCAUUUUCAUAAGACCAAGUUAAAUACCCCAUAUAUCCAGGGCUCUUCCCCCCCCCCCCCAAAUAUCCAGAACCUUCAGGAAAAUCCAGGGAGACGAGAAUCUUUUUAGGUGAUUACCUGCGUGCACUUUGCACUGAGAGCAAUCCCACAUAGCAGUUCUGUAUGGACCUCACACUCCCUGCUCAGGCUGUGGCCGGAAAGACCUCCAACUGCAUCUCCCUGACCCCAACACCCUCCCCUCUGCACCUCCUCAAACUCUGCUUACUGUGCUCAACUUCCCUUCUAUUCCUGUAUGAUUCAAGGCUCCCCCGGUUUUGCCCUGGAUCCUCACUGGUGUUUCCAUGUUGGUGAUCACAAGUAAUGAAUGUCCCUCUGUCACACAGGACACCUGAUGCUCUAAAAGUUAGGGGUGCACUUCAUUCAUUACAGAACCCAACACAUUGUGUCUCCAACAUACCCACCAGUACUGCUGAUACGUCUACUUUUGUGUAAAAACGCCUCUUUCAUUUGACAAGAGAAACGUAUAGCUCACUGUAUUACAGGGACAUGCCACUGCCCAUUGUAUGUAUGUCCUGAGAAACUUGAGAUAUGCUACAGUGUCCUCAGGCAGUUUGUAGUUGGAUUGCCAAGACUCACAACUAUCUCUACAUCAUUGCCACAAAGUCAAUCAUGAAGAAGAUGAAUAUACUUUACCAGCCACUCAGCCAGUUCAGGUCAUCUUAACAAAUAGAGUAGGUGGAGGAGGGGGAUGUGGCCUAUAGCCCAUGAUUGGUGGUGAAGGGUGGUCCGCGGGGUACAGCCUGCAAGGCAAUCCUGGGAAAGGACCAGGACUCUUGCAUACAAAAUAGCCUGCGGAAAAGAAAUGAGAGGUAUGUUCAUAGGACAGAACAGAGCACCAACACCAGCAAAAAGCAGAAACCCAAAGCAGCAGUGCUCAUAUCCUACUAGCUUCCCCACCACCAGGUUCCAAGAGGGCAGCAUCAGCGCCAAAAUCUCUACCCAUACUUUGGGUUCCACUUACAGCUUUGAGGUGAAGAAUGGAUGUGAUUGGGAUAAACUAGUGUCCCCACGUGUCUGGAAACGUAGAAACAGCAAGGGCCCUUUUCCUAGAAGAUUUAUAGGCUGAAUACUAAAUUAACACAGUAGCAUAUUCCAGAUAGGAAAGCAACUAUGUCCAGGAUCACACUCCACCCUUCAUCCCCUCCACCACAGAGGCUGUUUAUUGUGUCUGUGGAGAACUACAGAAUGAGAAGGAAUGACAAUCCCAGUGUCCACACAUGGAAUCAUACCCUCGUGGCUCAGAGCUCUGCCUCUAAGCCCCUGCCUGUGCCCAAACUACUUCUGUCCCGACAAUGGGUUCUCGUCCUCUCUGGAAGUGCUAUCCAUGGACACAGAGACACAUGGGGAGAUGGGGAUCCUGAGGGCCUGCAGAGGACCUGGGAAAGCAUGCUCUUAGAGAAACGGGUAACCUAUACAUGUUAGUUGGGUUGAGCUAAUUUAUUUUACUUCGGAGGUACUUCUCAGCUUAAGUGCAGUACACUUUGCAGGGUAAUUGUGUCCUCUGGAAAAAUGAGCUGAAAUUCUAAAAGACAAAAUUAACACAAAUGCACUUUGAUGUCUGCUGUAAGUUUCCAUGUUUUAGCUGUACCUGUGACACAGGACACGAGAGAACGUGCUCAUGUGAACACAAGUGAAGGACACCGUGGGGACUUGCCACACAGGUUCAUCUCCUAGCCAGAAUCAAGAAAGGAAGACACAGCAGCCACACUGUUCCCACAGAGGUGAGGUCUGGAAGGGAUCACCCAGGCCGGGAGACAUCUGUUUGGAGUGUGCAGUCAUCCUCCUCUCAUUAUUUCCUGAAACUCACGGAAAAACCUUAAGCAGGAGUUGAUGAGGUCAGCCUCAGUUGCUACUGGCCGUCUUGCCACUCUGUGGGGAGAGUUUGACAGAGCAAUGGAAGAGCCAAGAAGUGAACAAGAGAUUGAAACCUGAUGCCAUCACUUGAGCCCUGGUGGUAGACAUGCCUGAAGCCAUUUUUUAUUUUCCUUUUUCAGAAAAUUAUUCAAGAUGACUUCUUCUGUGACCUGAGUCAUUGAGUUUUCCAUUGAAUUUUUCACUUAAAAAUUCAGAAACAACUGGACAAAUAUGUCAAUCCCAUGGGAAGAACAGCUAAAGAAAAUCUGGCUAAAUUCAUGCUUAGCCUACAAGAUAUCAGGAAAACAGCAACAGUCUUUCACUGAUAUUACUGAAACUGAGUCCCCGACCUUAUCACUUGUAUAUUGUCUAAAUGUGUAGUAAAAAUCAGAUGGCUGUGUGGUCUGGUAAAAUCGGGCAGAGUACAAAUUGAAAAAGAAUUUUUCACACAGAGGAAGUGUUUGAAAUGUCGGCAUAAAGUGUUUGGACAAACACUUUUUGUUUUUCUCCUGCUAAUCUGUUUGUCCUUGGUGAAGUGUUUGGAUAAAACUCUGGUAUCUUGAAAGCUAAACUGUGGGAAAUCUGGAAGGUCAGGUCUAUUUCUGAUUUGGCUGUGUAUCCCCAGCAGCUUGCACAUUGCAAGGGCCUAAGAGAGAUAUGUCAGCCCCGCCUACGCACGCGUCAAUCAUACACUCCACAAUGAGGGGCAACAUUGUGCCUAUACAGUGCAAUAGGAGACCUACAAGCUACGGAUAAAUAAUUCCUAGCUUUUUGUGACUACACCCAUUUUUCUAUUGCCUUCUGGUGGGGAAAACAAAGAAGAAAGAAGGAAACUUCGGUAUUCAAAUACUGUCAGAUCAGCUGUGAACUUGCAAAGUGGUCACCCUCAGGAUUGGAGGAAGUGGCUAAGAGGACAGGCAGUCUUUGAGGCGAUCCGAAUCUCCAGCAAAGGGCGCGGCUACUUCCUGAGCCGCGCCGGAACCUUUUGGCGGGCUGUAUGAGUUCCAGAAGGAACGAUUUAGGAACAGGACCGCUUCCGCUGCUGAAGAGACGAGAGGGGUGGGGAGGAAAUAGUUCGAGGAUCUGAUCCUGCCUGCGCUAGCGGCGGCAGUGGAGCAGGCAGAGAGGGGGCGGCGGCAGAGAAGAAAGUGACAGAGCCGGUUCGGCUGUAGAGUGUGGUGAAGGGACUUUUCAUGGUGCAUGGAAGGAAAGCCAAUGCGCAGGUGUACCAACAUUCGACCAGGAGAGACUGGAAUGGAUGUAACAAGCCGCUGCACCCUUGGAGACCCCAAUAAACUGCCAGAAGGGGUUCCCCAACCCGCCCGCAUGCCCUAUAUUUCAGACAAGCACCCUCGACAAACCUUGGAAGUGAUUAAUCUUCUGAGAAAGCAUCGGGAGCUAUGCGAUGUGGUGCUAGUUGUGGGCGCUAAGAAGAUAUAUGCCCAUCGAGUCAUUUUGUCAGCCUGCAGUCCCUACUUCCGAGCUAUGUUUACAGGAGAAUUGGCAGAAAGCCGUCAGACGGAAGUAGUGAUCCGAGACAUAGAUGAGAGGGCUAUGGAACUACUGAUUGACUUUGCGUAUACCUCCCAGAUAACUGUGGAAGAGGGCAAUGUUCAGACCCUUCUGCCAGCUGCUUGCCUCCUCCAGUUGGCAGAAAUACAGGAAGCCUGCUGUGAAUUCUUAAAGAGACAAUUAGAUCCUUCUAAUUGCCUGGGCAUUCGGGCUUUUGCUGACACACAUUCAUGUCGUGAGUUGCUAAGGAUAGCAGACAAGUUCACUCAACAUAACUUUCAAGAGGUGAUGGAAAGUGAAGAGUUCAUGUUGCUUCCAGCCAAUCAGCUUAUUGAUAUAAUAUCUAGUGAUGAACUAAACGUUCGCAGUGAAGAACAGGUGUUCAAUGCAGUGAUGGCCUGGGUCAAAUACAGUAUUCAAGAAAGACGUCCUCAGUUACCCCAGGUGCUGCAGCAUGUUCGUCUGCCUUUGCUUAGUCCCAAGUUCCUGGUGGGCACUGUAGGCUCUGAUCCCCUCAUCAAAAGUGAUGAGGAAUGCAGAGACUUGGUAGAUGAAGCUAAAAACUAUCUCCUCUUACCUCAAGAACGACCACUGAUGCAAGGACCAAGGACAAGACCACGGAAACCUAUCCGAUGUGGAGAAGUACUCUUUGCAGUUGGUGGCUGGUGCAGUGGAGAUGCUAUUUCUAGUGUUGAACGAUAUGAUCCACAGACCAAUGAAUGGCGAAUGGUAGCUUCGAUGAGCAAAAGGCGAUGUGGAGUUGGGGUCAGUGUUCUUGAUGACCUGCUGUAUGCAGUAGGAGGCCAUGAUGGAUCCUCAUAUCUCAAUAGUGUUGAAAGGUACGACCCCAAAACAAACCAAUGGAGCAGCGAUGUGGCUCCCACAAGCACGUGCAGGACAAGUGUUGGUGUGGCGGUGCUCGGAGGCUUUCUCUAUGCUGUGGGAGGCCAGGAUGGCGUGUCCUGCCUCAACAUUGUUGAGAGGUAUGAUCCAAAGGAAAACAAAUGGACUCGAGUGGCUUCUAUGAGCACCAGAAGACUAGGCGUGGCUGUGGCUGUGUUAGGAGGGUUCUUAUAUGCCGUAGGUGGCUCUGAUGGGACAUCUCCACUCAACACAGUGGAACGCUACAAUCCUCAGGAAAACAGAUGGCACACCAUAGCCCCUAUGGGGACCCGGAGGAAACACCUAGGCUGUGCAGUGUAUCAGGACAUGAUCUAUGCCGUAGGAGGUAGAGAUGAUACUACAGAGCUUAGCAGUGCUGAGAGAUACAACCCCAGAACUAACCAGUGGUCUCCAGUGGUGGCUAUGACAUCCCGCCGUAGUGGAGUUGGCCUGGCAGUGGUGAAUGGGCAGCUCAUGGCUGUAGGAGGCUUCGAUGGCACAACGUACUUGAAGACCAUUGAAGUUUUUGAUCCUGAUGCAAAUACAUGGAGGUUAUAUGGCGGGAUGAAUUACCGUCGGCUGGGGGGUGGUGUAGGAGUUAUUAAAAUGACACAUUGUGAAUCCCAUAUAUGGUGAACAUCUAGAAGACAGUCGUAUACGCUCCUCUGUAUUCUGAAGAGCUUUGACUUUGGAGCUUUGUACAGCUCAAGAAAACAUUAGAACAAAUUUUAUUCUUUGCCGGUGCCUCAACAUAUGGAAAUAUAAAUACAGUGAAAGUACUUCAACUGCAAGAUGCCACCUUUGCACAAAAAUUUUCAAUUCUGUGCAGAAUAUUUAUUUUUGGUUUUAAUUUAUCAUAGGUUUUUUUGUUGUUGUUGGGUUUUGUUGUUGUUUCGUCCUGUUUUGCUUCGGAUUUAACCUUCCUCCCACUAAAAAAGGAAAAAGAGGAUAGGAAAAAAAGGUAAAAAACUCCCAAGCAGCAAAAGUUAAUUUCUAAGAUACUAAGUUUGAAAAUACUAAUAAGGGGAGAAGGGCUGUACACGAUCUAGUUGUUAUCGCCAGGCACUCCAUCCACAUGGCUCCACUACUUACAAGGACCACCAGUGACAAAGAUAGGGAUGCAAACUGUAUUAUUUGGCCAUCAUCCUUGCACUAAGCACCAGAAGACUUGAAAAUAUUAAACAAACAAACAGAAAGGAAACACUCAUUUUAAAUAGUACAACUCAGAAGGAAUAUUGGAUAGAUAAAACCAGGACUCAGACACUAAAGUUUUCAUCAGUGGAAGUUUGCAUCUUGUUUCCUUCCAUACGAACUUGUUUUCCACUAUAUUUAAAGUCUUUUUUCAAGAUGGUAUUUUCAUAGAAUUUCUGGUAGCUCCAGAGCUCUGCUCAGUGCCUCUGUAAAAACACUAUACAAUUCUUAUAUGCUGUCGAGAAUCCUCCGAUAGAAUCAUGUGCUACUCUGCAAGACUUUUUGCUCAAAAAUAUUACUGACUGAAACAACUUUCCUUCUUGUUUCCUUAUUGCUACUAAGGACCAGCAGGGAGAAACGUCUUCUCCCCAGCAGUGAAUACUGUUAUGCAAUUUACACUUGACGCUCAGGCCUGCUGAAGCUGAGGCUGACCUAUAAUCACAGCCUCCAAGAGAAUGAAUUCUUCAGUUUGUGUAAUAGUACAUGCUAAUGAGUAAAACAGGCAUUUUAUUAAUAAAACCUUGGUUCUUUUAUACAAACUAUAUAUCAUUAUCUUCAUUCUAUAAAGCCACUGUUAACUACUUCUCUCAAAUUGCACUUUCUGGUGAAAAGUUAAAAUUUUUAAGGAAAAAAAUGAUACAAAUUUCAGUGGUCAAAGUUUUAUCAUUGUGUUCAUAGAGCAAUUUUUUUCAGUGUAUUUUGCAGGAAAAUCUUUGAAUAAGACUUUAACCACAACCAAAAGGAAUAACCUUCUCCUCCCUCCCCCCAACUACAAAAAUGUUUGGCAACUUUGUGUUUACAUUUAAAGAUCAUUUGCACCUUUACAAGGAAAAGAACUAAGUAUUUGGUAAACAGUUGUUUACAUGUAUCAUUUAUGCUUUUUUCUAGCAUGUAUAACUUUUUUAAAUAAAGGUAGUAUUUACCAUAAAACAAGUUUUGGUUAAUGCUUUUUAGUGCUUGUGUCUCUGCUAUUUAGUUUCUAUAUCAUUUGUAUUUCCUAUAUGUGAAGUUGUAAGUACUUUCAACCUGAAGGAAUAAAGGAUUGCCAGCUAGAA